AUGGGAGACAUAGUUACAUCUAUAAGCAAGUUGGAAUCCCAUGGUAAACUCCCUUCUCAAAUCGAAAAGAACCCAAAUGUUAAUGUGGUGACCUUAAGAAGUGGCAAACAAGCCGGAGAAAGUAAUUCAAAGAAGAAGCCAAUGGAAGAAGAGGAAGAAAUAGAGAUCAUUCCCAUUGAAGAACCUAUAGUCAAGAACGAUGCACAAGUUGGAGCCCCAAAGAAUACUACCCCUCUAGUAACACCAAUAGCCACUCAACCACCGUUCCCCUCCCGACCUGCAACUUCAAAGAAGAAUAUGGAGGAGAAAGAGAUUUUGGACACCUUCCGAAAGGUGGAAGUAAACAUCCCUCUACUUCAUGCAAUCAAGCAAAUCCCGAGAUAUGCAAAGUUCUUGAAAGAACUUUGUACCAAGAAGACGAAGUUGAAGGGAAAUGAGAAAAUUUUGAUGAAUGAAAACGCGUCCGCGGUUCUACAAAGGAAACUUCCACCCAAAUCCAAAGAUCCUGGAAUGUUCACGGUUCCUUGCAAGAUUGGAGAUGUCACUUUUAGUAGUUCUAUGCUUGAUCUUGGUGCCUCUAUCAAUGUCAUGCCCUAUUUGGUGUAUGAAUCAUUGAAUGUCGGACCCUUAAGUGAAACCGGUGUCAUAAUCUCUCUUGCGGAUAAAUCAAGUGUAUUUCCUAGAGGUGUUUUGGAAGUUGUCCUAGUGCAAGUGAACCAAUUGGUCUUCCUGACGGAUUUCUAUGUGAUUGAUCUAGAUGAGCAAGUGUCCUACAAAUCGGCUCUAAUCUUGCUUAGGAGACUGAUUUUGAAGACGGCUAGGACAAAGAUCGAUGUGUAUGUGGGAAGUUUGACAAUGGAGUUUGAUGGCGAAACAAUAAGUUUUAAUAUUUAUGAUGCCAUGAGAUAUCCUCGUGAUGUUUCAUCUGUGUACUUUGUUGAUGUUGUUGAGCCAAUUACUCAAAAAUUGUUUGCAUUAUCUAACGGUGAUAUGUUGGAGAUGAUCUUAAGAUAA
Molecule: messenger RNA, 1014 nt
Organism: Lactuca sativa (garden lettuce)
Lineage: Eukaryota; Viridiplantae; Streptophyta; Magnoliopsida; Asterales; Asteraceae
Source: RefSeq, a predicted model, not a curated record